AUGUCCCGCAGAUAUUCACGUUGUGAAUCAAGAUGUAGCAGGAGUUAUUCUUCCUGUAGUGACAGUAGUGAAGAAAGAGAAUAUAGCCGACACAAACGUUUUGACAAGUUUUCCAAUGAGCGGGAAAAGUAUGACACGUUGAGUUCAAGUCGCAAAAGACAAUAUUCAUCCACAUCUUCAGACUAUAGUUCUAGUGGGGAACCAAUGUCUAAGAGAACAAACACAGAUCAAAGUUCUCAUAAUGUUAACUCCCCUGGAGUAAAACUGAGGCUCGAGACAGACUCUCCCUGUCAAAUCUCUCUAAAAUUGAACAGUGUCAGCUCUAGCCAGACUGAUGCCUCAAAGGUCUUGCCCAAACCAGACCAUAAACCAAAGACACAGAAAAGAAAUCGUCACAAAAGACAAUUACGUAAAAAGGGAAAGCACUAUGAAGAUAGACAAGAUACUUUGAGACAUCAGUAUAACACAGUGUACCCCAGAGAGAACGAAAGAGUUAACAUGCGCGAUGAUCUACCAAAGCAUGAGUCCAGAUACAGCAGAGAGUUUAGAAGAGAUAACAUGGCUGAUCAUCUACCCAGGAAUGAGUCUAGUUAUAGCAGACAGAAUAGCAGAGACUUGUCUGAUCCUAUUCCCAAACAUGAGUCUAGCUACGGCAGAGAGUAUAGCAGAAAUCAGUAUGAUUAUCUACCCAAGCAUAAGUCUAGUUACAAGCAAGAGAAAACUGAAGGUAAAAAAUCUGAAGGUAAAAAAUCUGGCAACAGCCGAGAGAAGAAAAGAGACACCAAGUAUGAAGAUGACAGGUAUCCCAGGUAUGACUUCAGUCGAGAGAACAAUAGAGUAAAUGUCAGUGCCUUUAGAUCUAGUUCAGAAAGUGACCAAUCAGAACAUGACCAAUGUUAUCGUAGAAAAGACUACAAGUAA
Molecule: messenger RNA, 921 nt
Organism: Biomphalaria glabrata
Lineage: Eukaryota; Metazoa; Mollusca; Gastropoda; Planorbidae
Exons: 3
Coding region: 1-921 (306 amino acids)
Source: RefSeq, a predicted model, not a curated record